Messenger RNA from Schizosaccharomyces osmophilus, 792 nucleotides. RefSeq names its product mitophagy receptor Atg43 (gene atg43). The transcript has a single exon. Gene Ontology annotation, biological process: mitophagy. The coding region runs from base 1 to 792 and encodes 263 amino acids. Gene Ontology annotation, molecular function: mitochondrion autophagosome adaptor activity. Lineage: Eukaryota; Fungi; Ascomycota; Schizosaccharomycetes; Schizosaccharomycetales; Schizosaccharomycetaceae. The record is from RefSeq and is a predicted model, not a curated record.
AUGCCUUUGGAUAAGAAGAAGUUUGAAACAUUCGGCGAACAAUCACACAAGCCUAAUGCUAGUGGAACUUGGGACGAAGAUUAUGAGCUUGUUAGUUUAAAUUCUAGUCAAGAUGCCCUGAACAGUUCAUUUUCGAGAUCCAUUCCUGUGGACUCGAACCGCACUUCUUCUCCGUUAAGGAUAGAGUCUCUAAGCUCGUCAACGAUUAUGGUCAACACAAAGUUGAGGGAAUUUGAAAUUGGAGAAGGAAUUCCCGAGACACAGGAAUUGAGUCAAGCACCAUUAGAGAAAGACGACUCUGAAGAGGUUACCAAGUCUAUUCCUGAUUCCAGCGAUGAUGCUUAUGAGGAGGAGAGAGAAGAGGAAGAUAUAGAGAGUAAAGAAGAAGUUGAAAACGAAGAAGAUGAAAGUAUAUGGGAAUCUGACUAUUCUGAAGCUCCAACUGAACCUGCUCUUGCAGCUGUUGAGCCUCAUAAAGGGAAAGCAUUUAUGUCACCAAGCUCUUCCGGCACAUAUGAAAGCGAAGCAUUGGAAUAUGAUGUUCCCGCCGUCCCUGACCUUCGUUUUCAAAAUUCUUACUUGAAGUCACUUGAACAAGCAAAUGGCUCGAUUCCUCUUAUCUGCUGGAUUACUGUUCGUGAUCAAAUCCUGUUCCCUUUUCUUAGUGGUGGGAUGUGGAUUUUUGUCCGCCAUUUCUUGGGAUUUAUGAAGAUUCAAGAGAAAGGAUUUCAUUUUGGUCAAUGGCUUCGCAGAACAUUUGGGUUUUUUUUCUCUUCCUCUUCCAAGAAAUAA